Molecule: messenger RNA, 1391 nt
Organism: Suillus bovinus
Lineage: Eukaryota; Fungi; Basidiomycota; Agaricomycetes; Boletales; Suillaceae
Product: mitochondrial K+-H+ exchange-related-domain-containing protein
Exons: 5
Coding region: 21-1061 (346 amino acids)
Biological process (GO): potassium ion transport; proton transmembrane transport
Cellular component (GO): mitochondrial inner membrane
Source: RefSeq, a predicted model, not a curated record
UUACUAUUCGGCCCAGAAUCAUGUCUACUGUUCCUAAAGCGAUACGUACAAUGCGUAUUAUUGCUUUACCUCUUUCUCGCCCAAAGAUACCACCAGAUCAGGGGUUGAAGCCACAUGCCAUUUUUAACCCCAACCGCAUGCUUAUUUUCUACCACUUUGACCUCUCUCAAGGCAGUAACGUUAAACUCCAAGACCAGUCUACUAUAAAGCGAGCAGUGAAAUGGGCGUCUACAAAAGCUGCAGACCUUUGGGCUGGUUUUGGAAAAGCACCUGAAGGCAGUUGGAAGUUGCGAACUUAUGAGCUUGGCGAACGCAUCGUCGAUCGCAUAGACUUUGAAGAGCUAGCCCUGAAAGGCGUCGACCCUUCUUUAGGACCAGCGAUUACUCAUGCACCAAAAGCAAACGAGGUAAAUUUCUCGGAAAAGCAAAGUGCAACAGAGGCCUUGCGGAUACCCCUGAUUUAUCCGCCAUCGAUUUACGCCUCGCUACCACCUGCGGAUGUGUUGCAUCCCUCGAUUGUACACCUUCGCACGCUUCUAACCAGUCGGGAGCCCCGGCAUCGUAGAGGAUUUUGGAUGUGGAUGGCAAUUGCGCCACUCACGGCGCCCUUCAUGAUCGUCCCUGUGAUACCCAACCUGCCAUUCUUCUUUUGUGUAUGGAGAUCUUGGUCACAUUACAGAGCAUAUAGAACUUCGCAGUAUCUGUCAUCCCUUUUAGAUGAGGGAUUGAUUGUGCCAGAGCCAAGUCCGGCACUCGAUGAACUGUACGCUUCUUACGUCCCGAGGAUGGAUUUGCCGACGGCUCUCCCUCCCCGGUCCGCAGCAUCAUUAGCAGCAGAUACUCCAAACACGAACAACGGACGCCCGUUCGAUGAACCGACAGCUUCUUCAUCACAGCCUGAUUCAUCUAACGUGCCCAAGAGCUCUCAAGGACUAUUACUUACUCGCAAAGCUAUUCCAGAUAUCUUGGAGCUUUUUGGACUUCCAGAAUCGUCAGCGGCAGACAUGUAUCGGGCAGUGGAACAAGUGCGUGGACGACUUGGAGGAACAUCCGGCCGAUGAUAAGCUAUGGAAUGGACAAGGUAUGAUUGGGUACAUUAAUAAAGGUGGCAUCGCUGUUAGAUCGGAUUUGCAAGGGGCAUCGGCACGGAACUGUCUUUGAAUAGACGUUUCUCGAUCGUACUUGGAUAUAUCCUCGACAUACAUUGUAACUACUUUAGAACGACUUGUAUCAAAGCCGUCAUCAACCGUCAUCGGCAUCGGGUUUGAUCUUGAAAUGCUGUUCCUGUCAUUGGAUACUUGAAACACGAACCACCAUGAACUGGACCGGGCUCGGGCGAACCAUCCAUCAUGCGGCGGCCUGUUUGUUUCUCGGAACACGGCCACUUCAGC